UAUGCAGAAGCGCUGGCAAAACCUUCGCCGUAUCGAUAGACAUCAGACAGUUCGAGAGCAGCGGCUUCAUUCUGAGGUUGGAAGAUGGGGGAACAGAGAAGAGGAGGAUGCUGCCCGCCCAUGGAUCUGAUGCGUUCCGAGCCGAUGCACCUCGUCCAACUCAUUCUCCCCGUGGAGUCCGCUCACCUCGCCGUUUCUUACCUUGGUGAUAUUGGCCUUAUUCAAUUCAAAGACCUGAAUGCAGAAAAAAGCCCAUUCCAGCGAACAUAUGCCACUCAGAUUAAAAGAUGUGGCGAAAUGGCGCGCAAGUUGAGAUAUUUCCGUGAUCAAAUGUCAAAGGCGGGAAUGCUGCCAGCUGAGAGGUCACAAGCAGUUCUUGGUUUAGAUGACCUUGAGGUUAAACUCGGAGGCCUUGAGGCUGAGCUAGUUGAAAUAAAUGCAAACGGUGAAAAAUUACAGCGCUCCUAUAAUGAGAUGGUGGAAUACAAGCUAGUUCUACAAAAGGCUGGCGAGUUUUUUAGCUCUGCGUUGAGCAGCGCAGAGGCCCAUCAAAGAGAGCAUGCAUCAAAUCAAAGUGGUGGAGAGUCCUUGGAAACUCCGCUUCUAUCUGAGCGGGAAAUUGCAAUUGAUUCAUCCAAGCAAGUUAAGCUGGGACAUAUUACUGGACUAGUUCCCAGGGAAAAAUCAAUGGCUUUUGAGAGAAUUAUGUUCCGAGCUACAAGGGGUAAUGUGUUUCUAAAGCAAGCUGUAGUCGAUGAACCAGUCAUCGAUCCUGUAUCAGGAGAGAAGGUUGAGAAAAAUGUCUUUGUGGUCUUCUUCUCUGGGGAAAGGGCCAAAAGCAAAAUUCUCAAAAUAUGCGAAGCCUUUGGAGCAAAUCGGUAUGAAUUCAGUGAGGACCUAUCCAAGCAAUCUCAAAUGAUCACCCAGGUCUCAGGGAUGCUCUCAGAGUUAAAGACAACAAUAGAUGCAGGACUAGGUCACCGCAACAACUUAUUACAUGCUAUUGGUGAACAAUUUGAGCAGUGGAAUUUUUUGGUGAAGAAGGAGAAAGCGAUCUACCAUACUUUAAAUAUGCUCAGCAUAGAUGUCACAAAAAAAUGUCUAGUUGGAGAAGGGUGGAGCCCUGUUGUGGCCACACAACAGAUUCAGGAGGCAUUGCAUCGGGCCACACAUGACUCUAAUUCACAGGUUGAUGCUAUUUUCCGAGUCUUGCAUACCCGUGAGAUGCCACCAACAUAUUUUCGAACGAACAAAUUCACUUCAGCCUUCCAAGAGAUUGUUGAUGCUUAUGGAGUGGCCAAAUAUCAGGAAGCAAAUCCUGGUGUAUUCACUAUUGUUACAUUCCCAUUUCUUUUUGCGGUUAUGUUUGGGGACUGGGGGCAUGGCAUAUGCCUUUUGCUUGCUACAUCAUAUUUUAUUAUCAGAGAGAAAAAACUUUCAAGUCAGAAACUUGGAGACAUAAUGGACAUGACUUUUGGAGGGCGAUAUGUAAUUUUGCUGAUGUCAGUAUUUUCAAUUUACACGGGGUUAAUCUACAAUGAGUUCUUCUCUGUGCCAUUUCCACUAUUUGCACCAUCAGCAUAUGCUUGCCGUGAUCGAUCAUGCAGUGAAGCUGCUACUAUUGGCUUGAUCAAGGUUCGAGACACUUACCCCUUUGGAGUGGAUCCUGUAUGGCAUGGAUCACGUAGUGAGCUACCAUUCCUUAAUUCAUUAAAAAUGAAAAUGUCAAUCCUCCUUGGAGUUGCCCAGAUGAACCUGGGAAUUAUAUUGAGCUUUUUUAAUGCUCUAUUCUUCAAGAAUAGCUUAAAUGUCUGGUUUCAAUUUAUCCCUCAAAUGAUAUUUCUGAACAGCUUGUUUGGCUACCUGUCUGUCCUCAUCAUCAUUAAAUGGUGCACUGGAUCACAAGCUGAUUUAUAUCAUGUGAUGAUCUACAUGUUUCUGAGUCCGACUGACGAGCUUGGUGAAAACCAGCUUUUCCCUGGUCAGAAGUUAACUCAGAUUGUGCUAUUGCUCUUGGCUUUUGUCUCUGUCCCAUGGAUGCUGCUUCCAAAACCUAUCCUGUUGAAGAUGGAACAUGACAGGCACCAAGGGGAGUCAUAUGCACCUCUUCCAGAUACUGAAGAGUCUUUGCUAUCAGAAGCAAAUCAGAAUGCCCAUGGUCAUGAGGAGUUUGAAUUUAGUGAAGUUUUGGUACAUCAGCUCAUACACACAAUAGAGUUCGUGCUUGGGGCAGUUUCAAAUACAGCUUCUUAUCUUCGUUUAUGGGCUCUCAGCCUUGCCCACUCUGAGCUGUCAACUGUGUUCUAUGAGAAGGUGCUUCUUCUUGCUUGGGGGUAUAACAAUGUAAUCAUUCUUAUCGUUGGCAUCAUCAUCUUCAUCUUUGCCACUGUGGGUGUGCUGCUGGUGAUGGAAACUCUGAGUGCUUUCUUGCACGCGCUAAGGCUUCACUGGGUGGAGUUCCAGAAUAAGUUCUACGAGGGAGAUGGAUACAAGUUCAACCCAUUCUCAUUUGCGCUGCUCGAUCAUGAAGAGGAGUGAUGCUCCACACGUCCUACCUACCUAUGCUGUUAAAUGUAGAGAGGUACGUGUUAAAAAAAGCUUGAUUGUCGAACAUGCAGCAGCAGGCAUUGUAUAAUUAAAUUAAGUAUUUAUUCGCGUUGUGGGAGAGGGAGGUAAUAAGCAGGCGGUAUAUGAUGAUUCCUGCAGCAGCUGCUGCUGCUGAGUUUGUUUUGAUUUUGAGUGACAGCAGAUUGGCAUUUGCAUUGGCACUGGCACUGAGUGUUCAUCGUAAUAAUGCUACAAUUUCCAGGUUUGUGAGCUUUUGCUUGCAGCGCACGUAUUCUAUUACUUUAUUAUAUUUUCAAUUUUACUGAGUUCUGCCACCUGAA
Messenger RNA from Andrographis paniculata, 2888 nucleotides. RefSeq names its product V-type proton ATPase subunit a3-like. The record is from RefSeq and is a predicted model, not a curated record. Gene Ontology annotation, biological process: vacuolar acidification; proton transmembrane transport. Lineage: Eukaryota; Viridiplantae; Streptophyta; Magnoliopsida; Lamiales; Acanthaceae. Bases 85 to 2538 code for a protein of 817 amino acids. Gene Ontology annotation, molecular function: ATPase binding; proton-transporting ATPase activity, rotational mechanism. Gene Ontology annotation, cellular component: vacuolar proton-transporting V-type ATPase complex; vacuolar proton-transporting V-type ATPase, V0 domain. The transcript is spliced from 18 exons.